Molecule: messenger RNA, 942 nt
Organism: Arvicanthis niloticus (Nile rat)
Lineage: Eukaryota; Metazoa; Chordata; Mammalia; Rodentia; Muridae
Product: olfactory receptor 8K3-like
Biological process (GO): G protein-coupled receptor signaling pathway
Cellular component (GO): membrane
Molecular function (GO): olfactory receptor activity; G protein-coupled receptor activity
Source: RefSeq, a predicted model, not a curated record
AUGGAGAAAUACAAUCUCACAAUGGUGACUGAAUUCAUCCUGGUGGGCAUCACUUACCACCCUGAUCUUCAGGUCCCAUUGUUUGGACUGUUUCUCAUCAUUUACCUGACCUCAUUGGUUGGCAACCUGGGCAUUAUCAUCCUUGCCAUGAUGGAUUCUAGGCUGCAAACACCCAUGUAUUUCUUUCUCAGACACCUGGCUACAACAGAUAUUGGUUAUUCAACAGCUGUGGGACCAAAAAUGUUAAGCAGUUUUCUCUUAGAUCAAAAUACAAUAUCAUUUCAUGAUUGUGCUAUCCAGUCAUCUUUCUUUAGUAUGUUCAUUGUUUGUGAAUUUUUUAUUCUCUCUGCAAUGUCUUAUGACCGUUAUGUGGCCAUCUGUAAGCCACUCCUCUACACUGUUAUUAUGUCACAAAAAGUAUGUUGGAUACUAGUCACCAUUCCCUAUCUCUAUAGUAUAAUUGUCUCACUUCUAGUUAACGUAAAUAUUUUCACUUUAUCCUUCUGUGGCUACAAUGUCAUCAGUCAUUUCUACUGUGAUGCUCUCCCUUUGUUAUCUUUGGUCUGCUCUAAUACACAUGAAAUUGAGGUGAUAAUUUUAAUCUUCUCAGCUUUUAAUUUGCUUUCAUCUCUUCUCAUAGUAAUUGGGUCCUAUCUACUUAUCCUUAAAACAAUUGUAAGGAUUAACUCUGCUGAGGGCAAAUGGAAAGCUUUCUCUACUUGUGGGUCACAUCUAACUGUAGUCAUCGUCUUUUAUGGGACUUUGAUAUUUAUGUAUUUACAACCUAAGUCCACUCACUCCAUUGAUACUGGUAAAGUGACUUCUAUCUUUUACACCCAGGUUAUUCCUAUGUUGAAUCCCUUAAUAUACAGCUUGAGGAACAAAGAUGUAAAAGAUGCCCUUACAAAAACAAUGGAAAAGCUGCACAACUUUGUCUUAUAG